AACAUCUCAACAGAGACACUCACUUGUGCAGCUCCUGUUGCCGAAGAGAGCCAGCAUGACCCUUCACAACCUGUACGCCUUCCUACUUUGUGUUGCACUGCUCCACCUCAGUCAAGUGUCAAGCCGCCGGGGAGAUGACGCAGCCUCGGACUGCUGCCUGGACGUUAGCAACAAGGUCAUUCCCAGGCGGAUCGUGACCGGAUACAAGGUGCAGAGCGAAGUGUUCGGCUGCCGGAUCCCAGCUAUAGUCUUCACCACGGUGAGAAACAGAAAAUUGUGCGCUCCGCACACCGCACACUGGGUGAAAAGGCUGAUGAGGUGGUGCGACAGAGUCCACAGCUCCAGUGGACAGUAGAAGAAAGCACAGUGCACAGGCUGAAUUGAGAGGGGACGUAGAAGUAUCGCGGCCCUCAUCGGGAACCAACAUAGUCUACAGCAUCUUUCAUCUUCACCUGUGUUGUGAGAAGCUCUCUCAGACAAUCCCGUGCCAAUGUGAAUGUACUUCUAUCUGCUUGGAAAAUAUAAUCCCAGUCCCAUUCCUGGAGCAACACUUCAUAAUGACUUGCUGGCUCGUAACACCCAAACGUGAAUGGGGCAAUGCUUUUCUCUGGCUCCUGUUGGCUUGUAAUAUCUAUAGUUCAGUAUAAUCCCUAUCAAUGAGGAAUAUGGACGGCCAUAUGACCAUAAUGUAUCGAAGCAGAAUUAGGCCAUUCAGCCCAUUAAGUCUAUGCCACCAUUUGAAUUUUAUUUGGAGACUGCACAGUAGCAGGGCCUCUCAGCCCAACGAGCCUGUGCAGCCUCCUGUGAAAAGAUAACAUACUAACCCAUAUAUCUUUGGAAUUGAGAGGAAACCUAAACAUGUUCUGGGUAUAACACACAAGCUCCUUCCAGACUGCGGCAGAAUUGAACCUGGGUCACUGGCGUUGUAAUAGUAUUAUGCUAACCAUUAUGCUACUGUGUUGCCCCUCAGUUUUCUGACCCCACCUUCUGUCCGUAGCCCUUCACCUACUUACCAAACAAGAACCUAUCAAUCUCUGCCUUAAAUACGCCCAGUGUCUUGGCCUCCACAGCCAUCUGUGGCAAUGAAUUCCACAGAUACACCACCCUCAGGCUGAAGAAAUUCCUCCUCAUCCCAGAAGUUGUAGAGUGCUGCAUCGUGAAAAUAGGCCCUACGGCCCAUCUGGUCCAUGCUGGCCAAGAUGUCCCAUCCAAACUAGUCCCCAUUGCCAGCAUUUGGCCCAUAACCUCCUAAAGUUUUCAAAUCCAUGUAGUGUACCUGUGCAACUGUCUUUUAAAAGCUAUUAUCGCACCUGCCUUUGGCUGCUCGGUCCACAUGGAGUCCACCCUCACAGGGAAAAAAAAAUCUCCUCAAGUUCCAAUUAAAUUUUAUUCCUCUCCCCUUUAGUUCUUGACACUCCCACCCUGGUGAAAAAGGCUGAGAACAUUCACCCUAUCCCUGCCCCUCAUGAUUUUACACACCUCGAGAAGGUCAUCUCAGUCUCCAACACUCCAACCUGUCAAACCUCCUCCUAUUACUCAGGUCCUGGCAGCAUCAUUGUAAAUCUUUUCUGCACUCUUCCCAGUUUAUUGAACAUCUGACAGCUCACUGUACGUGACUGGAAGGGGAGGUCCAGGCACAGGUCGAUGCGACUAGACACAACCAUAAUUCAGCACAGACUAAGUGGGCCAAAGGGACUGUUUAAUAUAGAACGCAGAACACGAUUGUAUAGCGUAUUUCCAAUAGCAGGGUGACCAAAACUGAACGCAAUGCCUCAAGUGCAGCCAUGCAUUUGUGAAGUGAUUAAGUUAUCUGGACAAGUUCAUUGUCUGAUGGAAUAGAUUUCUGAACUUCUUCCCAUUGAAUGGUUGUAACUGAAUUAAUAUCUUAGUCCAAGUGUCCCUGAUCCCCAGACCGGAAGAUCAGUCAGAACCCAGACCCAUAAAGAAGAGAACCAAUGUUCCUGAAGUUGGUUUGAAUGUCACAGCAAAUAUUUCAGGAAGAUGCCAGGGGUGAUGAGUCCAACAUGCAAGAGCAGAUGGAGUCAUGGGUCAGAGGUUCUGUGUCCAGGGAUAUCAAUCCUAAAAUGGAAUUUUCUAGAAAUAUGCUUCUGGAAAUCCCCUCAGUUUGAUCAACUUUAAAUGUAGCUGUUUACUUUUUUUGUAUUUUUCUACAUGUGAAAUAAACACUUCACACUUACUUUCACAGAUCAGAAGUCAUGUAUCUUCUUCUGGCUUGCUAAUUUGAAUAAACAAGUUAAAGGCA
Molecule: messenger RNA, 2263 nt
Organism: Hypanus sabinus (Atlantic stingray)
Lineage: Eukaryota; Metazoa; Chordata; Chondrichthyes; Myliobatiformes; Dasyatidae
Product: C-C motif chemokine 19-like
Exons: 4
Coding region: 56-355 (99 amino acids)
Biological process (GO): positive regulation of ERK1 and ERK2 cascade; cellular response to type II interferon; immune response
Cellular component (GO): extracellular region
Molecular function (GO): chemokine activity; CCR chemokine receptor binding
Source: RefSeq, a predicted model, not a curated record